Molecule: messenger RNA, 1599 nt
Organism: Neurospora hispaniola
Lineage: Eukaryota; Fungi; Ascomycota; Sordariomycetes; Sordariales; Sordariaceae
Product: major facilitator superfamily domain-containing protein
Exons: 4
Coding region: 1-1599 (532 amino acids)
Biological process (GO): transmembrane transport
Cellular component (GO): membrane
Molecular function (GO): transmembrane transporter activity
Source: RefSeq, a predicted model, not a curated record
AUGAUAUCGUCUAGCACCCCUGCCAUCGAGGGCAGGGCGCCAUCUCAACCCCCACCGCAACCCGAUUCCAGACUGAGGAACUCCCAUUCGCUUGAUAUCAGCAACUCGAAUACUUCAAAACCAAAUAGUGUAGGCAGCCGAAGCACGAAGCAACCAGGAAUCGAUACCCGCAUUGAAGACGAAGUUGAAAAUGUCAACUUGCGCCAGGAUGACUUCCCUGACUCCCAAGUCACCGGCUUCUCAGAUGCCCAGGAACGGCAUAUCCGCCGCAAGGUAGAUUUUCGCCUUUGCACCAUCGCAGGAAUCCUAUGCAGCCUCAACCUCCUCGACAGCAAUGUUCUCUCGAGCGCCGCUGUCACAUCGAUGCUAUCGGAUUUGGGACUUGACCAAGGCAAUCGCUUUUCCGUCUCCAUCUUCAUCUUCACCGUAGCGAGCAUUAUCUUCCAGCUUCCUUCGACCAUUGCCGUGCGCACUUUCGGUCCCCGUAUCUGGUUCAGCCUUGUAACAUUCUCGUUUGGCAUCAUCACCCUCUCGACCGGAUUCGUCAAGGACUGGAAGCAGAUGAUCGCCCUCCGCGUCCUUCUUGGCGCCACUACUUCGAGCAUCUACCCCGGCCUCUCCUACCUUAUCAGCUGUUGGUAUCCACGUCGCGAACAGCAAGUCCGUUUUGCUUUCAUGCAGAGCGGCGAGGUCAUCAUCCUUGCCACCGGAAGCCUGGUCAACUAUGGCCUCCAGCAGCGUAAUGGCGGCGCAGGCCUCGAGGGAUGGCGAUGGAUGUUCAUUGUGCAAGGCCUGUGCACAUGCGUGCUCGGCAUCGCGACGUACUGGUGGAUCGUUGACUUCCCGGAGAAUUCGCACAAGAGCUUCUGGUUCCUGACGCCGGAAGAAGCUGACAUUGCCUCGCGCCGCAUCGAAAAAGAUCGCGGAGAUCUCAUUGCCCAAAAGCUCAGCUUGAGGGCCGUUGUUGUUCAUGCCAAGGACUUCAAAAUCUGGGUGUUUGCCUGCCUCUUCUUCAUGCAGAACGUCGUCUCGACAGCUCUGGCGUACUUUGUCCCCAUUAUCUUGGAGAAUGGCCUAGGCUAUUCGCCCGACCAGGCAAUCAUUCUCUCGGCUCCGCCCUACUACUAUGCAGUCAUCCCGGUCAUCUUGUCGUCUUUGGUUGCUGAUCGGUUCCGGAUCAGGGGCCCGAUUAUCACCUUCAAUGCCCUUUGCAUGAUAACGGGCUUUGCUAUCCUUGGGUUUGCCGAGAAUUCCAGGGCUCGCUACUUUGGAGUGUUCCUCGCCACGGGAGCAUACGUAGCUAACUGGGCAGCUUUGACUGCCUACCAGGCCAACAAUGUGGUCGGACAAUGGAAGCGAGUGUUUACCGCUGCCGCGUGCACCAUGUUUAACGGUGCUGGCGGUAUUGCUGGCAGCUACAUCGUCCGCAAUGUCGAAGCUCCGAGAUAUACCACUGCUGUCUGGGUGUCGAUAGGGUCUCACAUCUUGAUGAUCUCACUCGUUGGUACUCUUACAAUAUACUUCUACUUCCGGAACAACCGGGCUGCGCGCACGAAUGGAGCCGUUGAAAGAACCGCCGGAUUCCGGUACACAUACUAG